AUGGGUGCGAUGAUCACACUUACAAUUGUUUUUAUUAUGGAAUUUAUAGUUGGAAGCUUGGGGAAUGGGUUCAUAGCUGUAGUGAACAUUGUGGACUGGGUCAAGAGAAGAAACAUCUCUUCAGUGGAUCAGAUCCUCACUGCCUUGGCUGUCUCCAGAAUCUCUGUGCUCUGGGUAGUAUUUGUAGACUUGCUUUUUGCAGCUUACCCAGCUUCUUUGAUUACAGGAUGUACUGUAAGAAUUAUUUACAUUAGCUGGACGGUGACCGAUCAUUUCAGCAUCUGGCUUGCCACCAGCCUCAGCAUCUUUCAUUUUCUUAAGAUAGCUGUUUUCUCAAACUCCAUGUUCCUCUACCUAAAGUGGAGAUUUAAAAAGGUGGUGUCAGUAGCAAUGCUACUGUCUCUGUUCCUCUUGUUUUUAAAUAUCUUAGUGAUAAACACCUACAUCGAUACCAUGAUUAAUGAGUCUAGAAGAAAUGCAUCUUACACUUUCAUUGAAAGAACAUAUCCACAGUUCUUUAGGUUUCUUUUAUUCCCAAGCUUUAUAUUCACAUUCAUACCCUUCAUUGUGUCCCUGACGGGUUUCCUCCUGCUCAUCUUCUCCCUGUGGAGACAUCUGAAGAACAUGCAGCACAACACCAAAGGAUGCAGAGACAUCAGCACCACAGCUCACAUAAAGGCCCUGCUAAUGGCGGUAGUCUUUCUCAUGCUUUACAUCUGCUUCUUUCUGUCUAUAGUUGCAGUAGUUUGGGCAUCUGAAUUGGAGAAUAUUCAAAUCACCUUGUUUGCAAAGGCUACCCUAGCAACUUUUCCUGCUGUUCACUCAUGUGUACAGAUUCUGGGACAUAGUAAACUGAGACAGACUUUGUGUUCUGUGCUACAGUGGGUGAGGUUCAGGUCAGACAAGAGACCUUUGUAUCCUUAG
Molecule: messenger RNA, 924 nt
Organism: Onychomys torridus (southern grasshopper mouse)
Lineage: Eukaryota; Metazoa; Chordata; Mammalia; Rodentia; Cricetidae
Product: taste receptor type 2 member 140-like
Biological process (GO): G protein-coupled receptor signaling pathway; sensory perception of taste; detection of chemical stimulus involved in sensory perception of bitter taste
Cellular component (GO): membrane
Molecular function (GO): G protein-coupled receptor activity; bitter taste receptor activity
Source: RefSeq, a predicted model, not a curated record